Aspergillus japonicus CBS 114.51 is the source of this 706-nucleotide messenger RNA. RefSeq lists its product as uncharacterized. The coding region runs from base 26 to 706 and encodes 226 amino acids. NCBI's taxonomy places the organism in Eukaryota, Fungi, Ascomycota, Eurotiomycetes, Eurotiales, Aspergillaceae. The record is from RefSeq and is a predicted model, not a curated record. The transcript is spliced from 2 exons.
GUUGAACAUACCCAACAAAGACAGAAUGCUCUCAUCUCGCUUCCUAAAGCAGUCCCUCCGCGGAGGUAUCCCCAAAGCCACCUCCCGGGCCCCUCCCGCCGCCCUGCCCCGCCGCCAAUUCGCCAUAACCGCCGUCCAACGCACCCAUAUCUCCGAGGUCAUCACCAGCGACCACCGCGACCUCGAAGACGCCUACAACCACAUUAAGAGCGCCGCGAACGAAGAGGACCAGAUCAAAUGGCAGAACCAAUUCACCUGGGCGCUGGCCCGGCACUCCCUGGGCGAGGAGCUGGUGGUGUACCCGUCCAUGGAGAAGCACCUGAACAACGGCCCUGAGAUGGCCGAGCACGAUCGCAUGGAGCAUCAAGUUGUCAAAGAACUCCUCUACAAAUUCCAGGGACUCAAGCCCACGGACCCGGAAUUCAUGCCGGUGCUAGAGAACCUCUGGGGCAACCUCGCACAACACAUCAAGGAGGAAGAAGGAAAAGAUCUGCCGCAGCUGGAGAAGACCCUUGAUGACGGGGAGUCCCGGCAGAUGGCGGCCUCGUUCCAUCGCACGAAGCAGUUUGUGCCGACGAGGAGUCACCCCAACGCCCCGAACAAGCCGCCGUUUGAGACCGUCGCGGGCUUGAUGGCGGCGCCGAUGGAUAAGAUCCGGGAUAUGUUUAGGUCGUUUCCGGAGACGAAGGAUCAAGCGACCAAGUAA